Molecule: messenger RNA, 1271 nt
Organism: Xiphophorus maculatus (southern platyfish)
Lineage: Eukaryota; Metazoa; Chordata; Actinopteri; Cyprinodontiformes; Poeciliidae
Gene: spata22
Product: spermatogenesis associated 22
Exons: 7
Coding region: 18-1169 (383 amino acids)
Biological process (GO): gamete generation; homologous chromosome pairing at meiosis; regulation of meiotic cell cycle
Source: RefSeq, a predicted model, not a curated record
GGAUUUUGUGACCAAACAUGAGGAGACAGGAACAGCCGCUGGACCGACCAGCAACAGGCUACCUGCCUGUGUCACUCUUUAACCAGAGGAAGAGAAACAGAAUUCCUCUGAAAUCUGUUCCUGGUGAAAAUGAGUUCUUUUCCCCAAGUGAAUACAUGGCCAGUACCAGUUCAGCUGCUAGUGUAGGUCCCUCAGCUACGUAUGAAUGUUACCAGGCCUCAGAUUCUUCUCCUACUGGUCCUCAAAGCCAUCAGUGGAACAGAAAAGGUGUCCCAGAGUCUGCUAAACCCCAGCAGUAUGGCAACAGACCUGCUCCUGGACCGUCUACAAUGAGAACCUAUGCACCCAUAGCACAUCCAUACAAAGCUGAGACUAAGAGCUCCAUGACGGGCCAGUCCAGCAAUCCAGCCGGACAAUGGGUUUCGAGCUCCGGUGUUAGUCCCAGACAUAGCCAAAUUCAACAUCCCUAUGGCAACAAGAACACCCAAAGCAAGCCAGCACAGCAUGCAGGGUUCUCUCAGACGGCCCAGCAGUCGUCCAACAAACAAACCUUCCCUGCACGUCAGUUUUCCCAUCAGUCCAGACCUCUUCCUCCUCCUGAAGCUCCUCCACCCAGCACGCUGGGUGGAGGCCCAGCUGCACAGCAACCUAACAAGUCCUGGAAAUUUACUAACAGCUUUGAGCAUCAAAAAUCAAACUUUAUUGCAAAAAAAAGUUCGAAUCAACCUCCAACAGCUAAACCAACCAAAAAUGAGAAGGAAAGUGUUCCAGCGAAGCAGCCUAUGGAAAACUCCCUGAGGAUCCUGACCACAGUUAUUAAUGGAAUGAGACACUGGAGCCAGUUUAAAGAUAAAAUUCCUUUCUUAUUCGAGAUAUUUGCCACUCUGGACUCUGCAGUCACUUUGGGGCGCUACGGAGCCAAGAGCUUUCUACUGAGAGACGGGAAGGAUGUGCUGCAGUGUGUCUUCUAUGAAAAUGAGCAGCUGCUGCCGCGCCUCAUUCGAGGUCAGAUCCAUCGCUGCGUCGGCAACUACGACCGCAGCAGAGACGUCCUGAUAUGCGUGUCUGUUCGAGCCGGUCAGCCGUCAGAGCAGAGGAACGCUCUGGAAGCUGUCAAAGUGUCGGAUGCAGAAAUGAGAACGCUGGUCAAGACACUCAGCGAAGUUUGAGCACAAAAUGGUACAAAAUACUGUUUGUCCAGCUUCUUGUGCAGAUAUCUUACUACACUUGAAAUAAGAUGAAACUAGCUUACAAGUAGCUUUUCAGCAAGA